Molecule: messenger RNA, 4488 nt
Organism: Penicillium macrosclerotiorum
Lineage: Eukaryota; Fungi; Ascomycota; Eurotiomycetes; Eurotiales; Aspergillaceae
Product: putative eukaryotic translation initiation factor subunit eIF-4F
Exons: 8
Coding region: 1-4488 (1495 amino acids)
Cellular component (GO): eukaryotic translation initiation factor 4F complex
Molecular function (GO): mRNA binding; protein binding; translation initiation factor activity
Source: RefSeq, a predicted model, not a curated record
AUGACCUCGAACCCUCCUCAGUCGGGCGUUCAACCAGGACAGAGCACCGCUACCAACCCGCCCUCCUCCUCCCCCCUGGCCGCUGCUGCUCCGCCAGCCAGGUCCUACGCCAACGCGACGAAGAAGUCCGCGACGGACUCGACCGCCGCUCCCGUCACCGUGGGUGGCUCGGCGCAACAUGGGAAGUCGACUUCCGUAUCUCCUGUGAACGGCAAACCCAUGCAAACCCAACAGCCCCAGCAGUCCGGUGUGACCAUCGUCAAUGGCGGUGCUCCGACUGCGCCUGCAGCUCAGGGUGACCACUCCCGGAAGCCCUCCGUGACCAUCACCUCGGCGGGAACGUCGGGAUACAUGCCCAACGGGGGGCCGGCCAGUCGCCCCAACAGCCUUCAGUUCGGCUUCGCCAACCAACAGAGCUCUCCGAACAUGGGCAAUCCUGCCGUGCUCGCUUCCUCCCAGCCCCAGUCUGGUUUGGGGGCGCCGUCUAUGAACCCGCGUGUCACCUCGCCUCAGACUUCUCCGUCUCCAAUCCCACAACCCGCCUCCAGCGGUGGUCGCCCUCCCCCAUCAACUUAUCAGGCGCAAGGCAACGUGCCGAACUUUGGUAGCUUUGGUGAUUCGGGCGAUAACAACGCACCCCUUGGCCCCGGUUCCCAGCACUUGCGUCGCGAGUCUUCUCAGUCCACUCACAGCGACAUGAGUAACCACAUGGGUAGCGGCCCUGGCCGUGGCGGAUACCCUCACCAGGGUGGUCGUGGUCGCGGAUAUUCUCAGUCGGGCUACCAGGGACAGAUGCCCUACUCGCCAGGGCCGAGUUUCCGCCAGACUCCCAACCAGCCCCGUGGCGGACCUAACAUGGGCCCUCAGUACCACGGACCUAACCAAGGCCGCCCGAUGCCCCCGUUCCCUAACUCGCCGCACCAGGCGAACCGGAGCCCGGCCCUCGCCAGCGCCCAUCCCACCACUCCUCAAAUGAACCAAGUCCCUAUGGCCCAUCCGCAGAUGCCUCCCCAGCCCUACACCGGCUAUGGGCAGCACAUGGGUCCCCAAGCUGUGAGACACCCUCCCUCCUCUCGUCAUCCCACGAGACCCGCCCGGCGUGGCAAUUAUGGCAAACAGAACAGGACGAACAACCGCGUCUUCUCGUUCAAUCCCCCUCCCUCUCGCCUUCCGGACUUGACGCCGGAAAGCGGCCAGUUCGACUAUUGGCUAACAUACAUGAAAAACAACCAGGCGUACCCCCCUUACGAUCCAAACUAUGGCUACUAUCCUCCCGGCAACGCCUACAACAUGCAGUAUAUGACCCCUCCGUCGCCUCAGCCCCGGCCCGGCAUGCCCUAUAACCCCCAGACCCCCUACAUGCAAGGACAAUAUCCCGUUCAGCCGCCGCCGCAGUCGACUCCCCUCUCGCGCACCCCGUCCCAGGUUUCCACCGAUCGUCCUGGCUCGAGUCUCGGUCAACCCGCUCCUGCAGGCCCUGGUCACGCUCACACUAAUAGCAGAUCCUCGAACAGCCCUGCCCCUGCGAAGCCGAAUUUCAUCAUUCCUUCCAACAAGAAGAGCCCAAUCGUGAUUAAGGACCCGGGCAGCGGUGUUGUCAAGACUUUCGAAAAGACCCCAGCCUCUCCGGCCCGUGCCACUCCUUCUCCCGUGAAGGUCGCCACUCCCACUUCGACCCCGCCACCCCGAACCGCGAGCGCUGCUGAACACACCCGCACUGACAGCAAGGUUAGCGGUGCCAAGACCGACGAGGAGAAGAAGCAGGAGUUGAAGGAUGCUGUUCGCCAGAAGAUUCAGGAGGAUGAGGCUGCUCAAAAGCGCGAGGCUGAGGAAGCCGCCGCCCGCAAGAAUGCCGACAAGGCCAAGGUCGCGGAACCCAAGGCCGCGGAACCCAAGGCUGCGGAACCCAAGGCUGCGGAACCCAAGAAGGAGGACACCACCGAGUCUGCUCGUGCUGCUCUUGAAGAUCUGAGCUUGAAGGAGAAGGCCGCUCCUGUGGAGGAGCCCAAGAAGGCCCCUGCCCCUGUUCCUGCUCCUGCCCCCGCGCCCAUCCAAGACGAUGAUGAGAUCGACUAUGACGCCAUUGAGCGUGAGAUGGCCGAGAUUGAGGCCAAGGAGCGUGCCGCUGAAGAGGAUUACAAUCGCAAGAAGCAGGCCAAGAAGGAGGAGGCCGAGCGCAAGGAGCGUGAAGAACGCGAAGCCUAUGAGACCAACAUGAAGAAGGCCGAGCAGGAGGCUGAGGAGCGUGAGCUUGCCCGCGAAGCCGCCCGUGCUAAGGGUGACUCCGGCGAGGACGAAUCUAGUCGUAAGGAGCGUGAGGAUCUCUUUGCCUCUCUCAAGAAGGGUGGUUUCGCUGCCACAGAGGCCUCCACCCCGGGUGACAGCGGUGCUGCCACUCCUGUUUCAUCUGACAUGUCUAUGGGUCCUCCGUCCAAGCCCGCCAGUGCCACCGCCAAGAAGCCGACUGGUCUGAAACUUGAUACUCCCAAGCCUACUGAGCCACCGCAGCCCAGCGCAGCCAUGAAGUCGCUGCAAAACGCGAAGUUCCUGGAGGAUCUCAGUGCUGUUACCUAUCCGUCCUCGGUCACCGCGCCGAACAGCGAAUUAAACACCAGCGCCCCGGCUGGCCGCCGCUUCCAUUAUGAUCGCGAUUUCCUGCUUCAGUUCCAGGCUACAUUCAAGGACAAGAUCUCUAUCGACUGGGAUGCCCGUGUGCGCGACACUGUUGGCGAUAGUGACUCUUCCCGCACUCCAUCCCGCAAUACCGGCCUGGGCAACCGUAACCCCUCCCACAAGGGCAUCCCUGGUGGCUUCUCUACUGUUAUGGGCAGCUUCGGUGCUCAACAUCCGUCCCGUCCCAUGCCUCAAGUCAGCACUCCUCUCGGUGGCCGUGGCUCUCACCCCUUCGGAUUCCCCUCGCGCCCUGGUAUGAGUGGCAUGGGCAGCGGUAUGCCCCCCGCUCUGGCUCUUCUGGGCCCCGGUAGCAAGCGUGGCGGCAAGGGUGGCCUUAAGAAGGAAGAGGAGACCAACAAGUCCAUGCCCCUCACUGCGGGUAUGGAGCUAAAGGCUCUCCAGAUCUCCGCUGGUGGAUGGAAAGCCCGCAGCAUUGGUCAGGCUCCUGCCGGCCCUGCCCCCGGUGGAGAAGGCCAUAUGGCUCCCGAUGUUGUGCAGCGUAAGGUCAAGGCCGCGCUGAACAAGAUGACGCCCGAGAAAUUCGACCGUAUCGCUUCCCAGAUUUUGGAGAUUGUGUCUCAGUCUAAGGAUGAAUCCGAUGGCCGCACCUUGCGCCAGGUCAUUCAGCUUACUUUCGAGAAGGCUACUGACGAGGCUCACUGGGCUCCGAUGUACGCCAAAUUCUGUAAGAGCAUGCUCGAGAGCAUGAGCGCCGAGAUCAAGGAUGAGAACAUUCGUGAUAAGAAUGGCAACAUUGUCACCGGUGGUUCGCUUUUCCGGAAGUACCUGCUCAACCGCUGUCAGGAAGAGUUCGAGCGUGGUUGGAAAGUCAACCUACCUCCCAAGCCUGAGGGCGUGACCGAGGAGAUUGCUAUGAUGUCCGACGAGUACUACAUUGCUGCUGCUGCCAAGCGACGUGGUCUUGGUUUGGUCAAGUUCAUUGGUGAGCUGUACAAGCUUGGCAUGUUGACGGAACGUAUCAUGCACGAGUGUACUAAGAGAUUACUCGACUUCGAGGGUAUUCCUGAGGAGGCUGAGGUUGAGAGUUUGUGCAACCUCUUGCGCACCAUCGGUGCCAGUCUCGAUGCCUCGGAGAAGGGUCCUGCCAUGAUGGACGCUUACUUCGCUCGUAUCAACCUCAUGAUGGAGAUGCCUGGCCUCCCCAGCCGUCUGAAGUUCAUGUUGAUGGAUAUUGUUGAUCUGCGCCAGAAGCGUUGGAACUCCAAGGAUGCCGACAAGGGUCCUAAGACUAUCCAACAAAUUCGUGAAGAGGCUGCUCGUGCGCACGCUGAGGCCGAGAUGGAGCGCCAACGCCAGCAAGCUAGCCGUGGUGGCGGUGGCGGUGGUGGUGGCCGCCCGGCUAUGGGCCGUGGUGAUGCCCGCGGUUUUGGCUAUGGUAACCAGGCUCCUCCUCCCGACUAUGCCUCUAGCAAGGUCGGCAGCGACGAUCUUCGCCGUCUGCGUGCCACACGCAACACCAACCAGCCUAUGUCCUUCGGCCCGUCCAGCCUGCUCGGAUCCCGCAGCAGCAGCGGCCGUAAGAACCUUGGCCCUGGUGGUAACCUGGUCCGGGGUAGCGAUGACAGCGCUGCCAGCAGCCGCACUGGUACUCCUCCUGCCGGCAAGAAGGAGGACAAGGAGGCCGCAUCGUCGAUCAAUGCUUUCAGCGCUCUCGCCAGUCUGGAAGACCGCGACAACAUGGCGACUUCGCCCCCGUCCAACCCCACCUCCCCGAUGCUCACCAAGUCGCAGCCCGCUACUUCCGAGCGCCGGCCCUCCAAAACCCCGUCUAAGGACGGCGAGAACGCAGCAUAG